AUGAAUCUCACUGACACAACAACCACAUCCAUGUCUGGAGACAAUAUGGGUGACAAUAUAAAUGUGCAGCUAUGGAAGAUAUUUUGUAAUAUAGAUAAUCCGCGGCAGCCUAGACAGAUCACUGAGAUCAAGGAGUUCCUCGUGACCGUGCGUCGCAAGGAUGCUUCCUCCAUAAAGAUCAAGAAGAACAAGGAUAACACCAAGUUCAAGGUCCGCUGCUCCAAGUACUUAUAUACCUUGGUUGUAACCGAUCAGGAUAAAGCACAAAAGCUGGAGUCUUCUCUGCCCCCAGCCCUGAACAAGAUUACCCUAUAA
Messenger RNA from Sphaeroforma arctica JP610, 315 nucleotides. RefSeq lists its product as hypothetical. The record is from RefSeq and is a predicted model, not a curated record. Gene Ontology annotation, cellular component: cytosolic large ribosomal subunit; ribosome. Gene Ontology annotation, biological process: translation; protein-RNA complex assembly. Gene Ontology annotation, molecular function: structural constituent of ribosome. Bases 1 to 315 code for a protein of 104 amino acids. NCBI's taxonomy places the organism in Eukaryota, Ichthyosporea, Ichthyophonida. The transcript has 3 exons.